This is a messenger RNA of Verruconis gallopava, 1739 nucleotides long. RefSeq lists its product as uncharacterized. NCBI's taxonomy places the organism in Eukaryota, Fungi, Ascomycota, Dothideomycetes, Venturiales, Sympoventuriaceae. The record is from RefSeq and is a predicted model, not a curated record. Bases 1140 to 1502 code for a protein of 120 amino acids. The transcript has a single exon.
GGGGGGCCUCUUCGGCAUCCAGGUCACCGAGCCUUGACUGCAGGUCGGUUCCCGCGAUGGGAUUCCAUUUUGCGUUGCGCGCCAUCCUGUCCUGGUUGACACUACGAUGAAGAUACGUGCGACUAUCCUCCUUCUUUGACUUCGUACGCCGCCGGAAUCAUAAUGCUCAGGUCGAAUGCCUGCUCGGCCAUCCGGAACGUGCCCCUAUUCAACACUGUGCUCUGUGCCUCAAGCUUCUGCGUGUAGCGUUUUUCUUCUGCCCUAGCUCGCCCGGUCUUGAAGGUUUCCUCCUCCAGAUAUCUGGCGAAUUGGACGCAAUGGACGCAAUCUGCAAAGGGGCGAGGAAGAAAGCUCACGAGGCACGCCUCUACCCCGGUUCACCAUAAGCCUGCGUCUUGCACAAGAGUUAAGCAUCUCGUUGAUUUGUCUGCCGUAGCCCUCCAGCAUCUCCACCAAGCGUGAGGCGAUGAUCUGAUCGUCUACCGCAUUCGUCUCCGCCAUGGACAAAGCUGUUGGUCACGGCGGCUUAGUCGUGGAGUGCAUCAAGGCUGAACAUCCAACCCCAUCCUGGCACGUCCGGUGGGCGAAAUGGCGGCGACUUUGGCGAGGCUGUUCUCAAAAGCUCCCUCCUUAACCCACCGCCGUUCAAGGAUACUCCGCGAUUCACAUUCGACCGGGUAAAGCUUAUUCAGCCGCAUCGCAGCGGUGCACUAGCCGACGACAGAGCGGAGCCUUGAAGUUCACCGCCGCGAAGGCGGCCAGAGAUGCCGCAUUGCACGUGAUGAGACGGGCGCCCCUGUGGCAAGUUAAGGUCGUCUAACAGGCCCGGCGUCGCAAGCCCGGGACACAUCGUACAGGGCUUCCAAGGACCCUUCAUUUGCGCAUGGGCGAGAUCGCCGUCGCUGUGCCCGACCUGCUCGGCCGCUGCACGGCUGCCGAGCGCUUUCCUCAACAGAAUUCCGUCCACGCGGCAAAAGGUUGAUCGCGCGUUCCGCCCGCCCGCCGCGUCGUCGCCUUGUGUCAGAGAUGCCGUGUAGCGGAGUGCACGUCGUGCCUCGCGUGCCGGCCCUCGAGCCGCUCUCUGCCACACGAGGCUGCGCGUGUCCCGUAAGCCGUCGCGACAUCCGCGCCUGGUCGCGAUGUUACCCGCAGAGCCCCGUAGCCGAUCUUUACCGAUGCGCUGCCUUAGAGUACGAUUCGUCCUGGCCGCCCAACGUGAUCACAACCAUCGGUGUAGUCGUGGCGUUAGUGCGGGAGUUCUUUCAAUAGAGCAGUGGCCGUUCUGGAGACGUGUUGGUAGAAGCAGAGACAAGCGGACGCAAGCAAAGCCAUCAAUGAGAACGGCAGCACGGCUAGGAUCGGAGCGUAAACUUUUUUUUUGCUUCAUUCUUUCUAUACUUCGGCGACCAGCGUUCGAGCCCCAGCACAAUGUCCACACUUGUGGCUGCUUUUCUGCAUCUUUCUCGUUGCUCAUAUGGCGCGGCAGCGAAAACGCAAGCUAGGCAGUUUAUCCAGCCCAGUCCUUCACGCAGCGCGCUGAGACACCCCUCAUACGAAAAGUUUCAGUUCCUGUACGGAGACAUGGCACUUAUUGAAUUCACUCCUCCCUCGCCUCUCUGUCCCCAAUGACUUUGAACUUUUCCUGAUUUAGACUUGGAGAAGCAAACGCACUGAGUUGGGCAUACAAGAAAAUGCAAUGUAAAUGCCCUACAGCUCAGGACAGUCCACAAAGAAUGCCG